AUGAGAUCAGGCACUGCCAUGAAAGAAUUAAGGCUCCGCUUGUAUGUAUGGUUGGAUCUCUUUUUCUGUUCCUACAAGAUCCGCCGUCAUCGGGAGAUACAUAUACUCAGAUUCAAAAAGAGACCUUGUUCUGAUCUAUCUCUACGCCGAUCCACUACCCAGGAGUUCUCCAGGAGUCUUCUCUCCCCUGCACUUGUCAUGUCAGCACAAUAUGCUGCUGCUCAAAACACGCGUCUCCCUUCUAUUAGGAAUCUUGACUUGGGACAAGGUCGUCCCGGACUUCAAGGUUCCCCACCCACAGACGUCGUAAACACCCCUCAGGACCAUCCUACUCGUUAUUCUCACCAAUGGCCUCGUCAAUCCCACUCCGUCCCUCACCAACAACACACUCCUCCUUUGUCAGCUGGCCACGAGGCCACUGUUCCCAAGGUCGAAUAUUCGUCCAAGCACCCUCCUGCAUCCUACCUUCAACCUGGUGUUCCUCUCCAACCUCAAGUCAACUCAAUUUCAAAUUCUCUAACUAUGGGCCCAUCCUCGCGCAACGAAGUCCCUCCGCGAUCGCCCGGUCAAUCAAAACGUACACGAACAAGUUCAGCGAGCAUCCAUGUGCCCCGUGACGUUCGUCCCUCUCACAAUUCGUACACGCAGUAUGCUUCUUACCAGCCCUCACAGCCACCCCCUACCAGUCCUUAUCAUCACAUAACCCAACCCUUGCCGCCUUCUCAUCCCCCGCCCCCUCCUCCCCAUGAUCAGAUUCAUAACCAUCAACCUCCCCAUCCUGCUUAUGCUGCCUAUCAGCAACAAUAUAUCCAUUCCCGCCCGCCGCCCUCUUUACAACACCCUAAUCAUCAGCCACAACCCGCCCCUGCGAAUCCUUAUCCAUCCCCUGGUCCUCCACCCUCGGCCCCGCAACCCCAAGGUCCAUGGGGCCAAACACACCACCACCAACCUCAGCCAUCCCAGCAUCAUGCUCCCCAGCCUUCCCAACAUCUCCCUCCACACCAUCAUCAACUCCAUCCAUUACCUCCCCCCCAACCUCCUCCUCAGCCGCAACAGCAUCAACAGCAGCAGCACAAUUCCCACAUCCAUCCUCACCAACCUCUGCCGUCUCAUGCACACGUAGUCUCUCAUCAUCAACCGCAACCGCCUCAGGUCAUGACUCCGCAACCGCAGCUUCACGCCCAACAACAGCAGGCCCAGCAGCAGCACCAGCAGCAUCAACAGCAGCAGCACCAGCAGCAUGUCAUUCAACAUCAAACGCAACCUCCCUUUUCAAGAACAACCGCAAUCGUCCCAACUAAUAUUGAAACGCGUGCAUCCUACAAUGCUGUCGAACUGGAACGAGUCCCAUCAGCAAGAAAUGACGCUCUUUCUGCAAUCGCGAAGCAUUGUAGUGCCUUGUAUUCAUUUGCAAACCGAUAUGCCCAAGUCCAGUCCAAUAUGCCUCAUGCACAGCCGCCUCAAGAUGAGUUGGCUGAGAUGUCCCAACGAGCGAUUGCCGUCGUUAGACUGCUGGAAGAAUAUCGGCGCAUUAAUUUGCCCGAAGCUGAGAGGGCCAAGCUCCUCAACGACCCUGGUCGCGUCUCUCCUGAUGAUACCCGACUUCCAAAGCGCCCAUGGGAAGAUAUGUCACAAGACGGUGUCACUCCCCUUGCAGAGUCCUCUGGGUUUCCAGAUCAUGCGGGUGCCAACGACAAAGCUCAAACAACAGCGGAACAAGACAUGGAAAUUAUCCGUACGAAACGUGCAACCAGUGCUGCUGGCGCCAAUAAUUCUGCGGGACAGCCCAAAAGCAAAUAUCGGAAGAGGAGUCGGGCUACUCCUCCCGGAAAAUGUCAUUCCUGCAAUAUUAGAGAAACACCUGAAUGGAGGCGAGGUCCGGAUGGGGCGAGGACGUUGUGUAACGCAUGUGGCUUGCAUUAUGCCAAAUUGAUGCGGAAACGGGACAAGGCCAAUGGCAAUGGCAAUGGCGAUUUACCCCGUAUCGAUCUAGAGACCCUGCGCGCUUCAGCUCGAGCGGCUGACGUAUCUGAUAAGACUCAGCCCCGCAAGGGCGUUUCCCGAUCCAAUCAAUCCAUCGAGCCUGCAUCACCCAUGGAGACGGGACAACCUCCCCAACAUCAUCAAGGUUCCUUCCAACUGGUUUCGAUGCUUCCGCAAGAGUCUGCCGUAUCGUCAGAGUCCAUUCACGCACCAACCCAGCCCGCCCACCAAAAUACUGCUCCUCCACCUGGAUCCCUCACCGUGCCACCCCCUCCUUGGGCCACCUCGGUAGCCCCAACUUCAGGACGCGGCUAUGCACCUGAACAUUUACAACAUCAAUCUUUCAUGAGGUCUUCGCAACACCCAUCCUCCACCGCCCACACAUCGCCACGUUAA
Laccaria bicolor S238N-H82 is the source of this 2379-nucleotide messenger RNA. RefSeq lists its product as uncharacterized. Bases 1 to 2379 code for a protein of 792 amino acids. The record is from RefSeq and is a predicted model, not a curated record. Gene Ontology annotation, molecular function: sequence-specific DNA binding; zinc ion binding. Gene Ontology annotation, biological process: regulation of DNA-templated transcription. NCBI's taxonomy places the organism in Eukaryota, Fungi, Basidiomycota, Agaricomycetes, Agaricales, Hydnangiaceae. The transcript is spliced from 7 exons.